Messenger RNA from Euleptes europaea (tarantolino), 1766 nucleotides. RefSeq names its product nuclear receptor subfamily 4 group A member 1 (gene NR4A1). The transcript has 6 exons. Gene Ontology annotation, molecular function: nuclear receptor activity; nuclear glucocorticoid receptor binding; RNA polymerase II cis-regulatory region sequence-specific DNA binding. The record is from RefSeq and is a predicted model, not a curated record. NCBI's taxonomy places the organism in Eukaryota, Metazoa, Chordata, Lepidosauria, Squamata, Sphaerodactylidae. The coding region runs from base 1 to 1755 and encodes 584 amino acids. Gene Ontology annotation, biological process: cellular response to corticotropin-releasing hormone stimulus; regulation of transcription by RNA polymerase II. Gene Ontology annotation, cellular component: transcription regulator complex; nucleus.
AUGCCCUGUAUCCAAACUCAGUAUGGGACCUUGCUUCAGAGCGGAGGACCCUGUGAGCGCUACCCAGCAGACCUCUUGACCCCUGAGCUUGGCAAAUCCACCAUGGACCUGGUGAACACAGAGAUUGCAGCUGCCACCACCUCUCUGCCCAGUUUCAGCACAUUCAUGGACAAUUACACUGGUGAAUUUGACGCUUUCCUUUACCAGAUCCCAGCAGCAAACCCUACCACAGCGUCCUUCAAGCUGGAGGAUUUCCAAGUGUACGGCUGCUACCCUGGCUCUUUCAGCAGCCAACUGGAUGAGACACUGUCCUCGAGUGGCUCAGACUAUUACGGCAGCCCGUGUUCCGCCCCCUCCCCUUCCACACCAAGCUUCCAGACUUCCCAGGGGCCGUCUUGGGAGAACUCCUUUGGGGCCUAUUCCCCCCCUCACACCUACGAGGGCAUGAGGCCGUGGGUGGCAGGAGCAACGACGACAGAGCCUCCAAAAACUGGGUCUGCCCAGCCUUCCUACUUCUCCUUUGGCCCCUCCACUCUCAGCCCUGGGAUCCCCCCUCAGAGUCCCCUGAAGAUCCAGUCAGCUGCACACCAACACCUGGUGGAUGGAGAUGUCUUCUCACUUCCACAAACCUCCCCUUCAGUGAGUUUUUCCCCUUUGCCGCUCAGCCAGGUCUCUCCAGUCCUGGACAGCCCUAGCCUGAUGGACAAUUCUCUCUCUCCAACAAAGGCACGGAGUCCCGGUUCCAGUGAGGGGCGCUGUGCUGUGUGUGGGGACAAUGCCUCAUGUCAGCAUUAUGGGGUCCGGACCUGUGAAGGCUGCAAGGGUUUUUUCAAGCGCACAGUACAGAAGAAUGCCAAGUACAUCUGCUUAGCCAACAAAGACUGCCCUGUGGAUAAACGGCGGAGAAACAGGUGCCAGUUCUGUCGUUUCCAGAAGUGCCUUGCUGUGGGAAUGGUCAAAGAAGUGGUGCGGACAGACAGCUUGAAAGGCCGUCGUGGUAGGCUGCCCUCCAAACCCAAACAAGCUCAAGAUGCUUCCCCUGCCAGCCUCAUCUCCUCCCUUGUGAGAGCACACAUAGAUUCCAUCCCCAGUGCCGCUAAACUUGAUUAUUCCAAGUUCCAGGAAAGUGUCCCAUACCAGUUUGAGAAAGAAGACUGUAUGGAUGUGCAGCAGUUCUACGAUUUAUUGACAGGCUCGAUGGAUGUUAUCCGGAAAUGGGCAGAAAAGAUCCAGGGCUUCCUAGAACUGCCAAAAGAGGAUCAAGACCUGCUUUUGGAGUCUGCUUUCCUUGAACUUUUCAUUCUCCGGCUAGCAUACAGGUCCAAGCCAGAAGAGGGCAAGCUGAUUUUCUGCAAUGGUGUGGUGCUGCAUCGCAUGCAAUGCGUCCGGGGCUUUGGGGAAUGGAUAGAUUCCAUUAUAGAAUUCUCCCAGAGCCUCCACCGCAUGAAUAUUGAUGUGCCCUCCUUCUCCUGCCUUGCCGCGCUUGUCCUAAUCACAGACCGCCAUGGGCUAAAAGAGCCCAAGAGGGUUGAGGACCUCCAGAACCGCAUUGUCAGCUGCCUUAAAGACCAUGUGACUUCUACCACCAAUGAACAGGUGCAUCCAAACUGCCUCUCCAAGUUGCUGGGCAAACUCCCAGAACUCCGCACUCUCUGUACCCAGGGCCUACAGCGCAUCUUCUACCUGAAGCUGGAGGACUUGGUGCCCCCACCUCCCAUUGUGGAUAAAAUAUUCAUGGACACUUUGCCUUUCUGAGGACUCAGCUG